Messenger RNA from Symbiodinium necroappetens, 1647 nucleotides. The record is from the annotation of a GenBank genome assembly. NCBI's taxonomy places the organism in Eukaryota, Dinophyceae, Suessiales, Symbiodiniaceae.
AUGUGCCGGUGCUUGCUCUGCAGAUCGGCUCCUGAGGCUACCUUGAUCACGCCACAGACAGCGCACUGGCUGUUGCCGUUUCGCAGGUGCUUUGGGGCAUCUUUCAGAAGCGAAAGCCUGCCGAAAGCUGCUGGGAAGUGGUUGACGAUGGAACAGUGGGGUACCCGGGCAACAUUGACUGUUUUUUUGCUGUCGUUCUGUCACAGGCCGGCAGGAAGGCAGGUGGGCAUUCAGCAGGUUUGCAGGUGUGGAACACGACAGGUUAAGGAAGCCAACAUUCAGCCGCCCCUGCUGCCCAGCCAUGCCGGACGACAGGGCAAUCGGGAGAAUUGCGUGACGAGCGUCCAGGCCAUUGUGGAGAAAUGUAACAAGGAGGGCACAAAGUACACCGAUCCUCGAUUUGACAUCUGUGCCGAUCCUGCAAAGGCCUUGUACGUGGAUGCGCAUCAACCAGGUAGCAUGGCCGUGCAUCGUGGCGCGUUCUGGCUCACUGGCCUCAAGGCGACGUCGCGAUGGAUAGCAUUCGAUUUGGGUCACAGAGCUAGCCUAAUCCACCAAUGCAUGCAGAGUGAUGCAAAGCCCAUGUUUGGAUGCCGAGAAGCUAUAGGCUUGUUGAUGGGUGUCAAUUGCAGCUGCGCAGCUGAAGACCUAGAGCUGAAGCAGAAGGACCUGAAAGAGAAUGCCGAUACCGUCAAACAGGAUAACGACGAGGCGAUACGUGAGAUCCACUUUGCGAACGCCCAGCCUAUCCUGAACGACACUCGUGCAGAGGCCUUUGCGGAUGAGGAUGACAAGAGGAACAGUGACAAAGCGGUCAAGAAAGAAGAAGAUGACGAGCCAAAGUCCACGACUUCUAAGGAGUCUGCAUGGAACAGGCGAGAUUUUUUUCUGCAGAGCAGCGCGAACGUGCUGACGAAUGCACUUUGUGCUGUCAUCGAGAAUCCUGGUGAUUUCGAGGCUUUCUAUACCGUCAAGGAGAAGGUUGGAGCUGGACAGUUCGGGACUGUCAGUGCUGCGGUAAUCACUGCCAACGGUGCAGAGCGCGCCGUCAAGACCGUGGAAAAGAAGGCGCAGCGUUCCUUUCUGACAGCACUUCGUGCAGAGAUGGAAAUCAUGAAAGUGCUGGACCACCCAAACCUGAUUACCAUCUGCGAAAUUUUUGAAAACAGCGAGACUAUCAUCCUGGCCAUGAAGCUCUGCAAAGGACCUCACCUAACACAGUAUGUCGAGCGGGUUGCCAGCCUGAGUGAGAAGCAGGCCUCUUUCGUGAUGCGAGACUUGCUCCGAGCCGUGGCGUACAUGCACAAUUCCCAGGUUUGUCACCGUGAUCUGAAGGGCGAGAACUGCCUGAUGUUGAACCAGGGCCCUCCUGAAAGGAAUCGCCUCAAGAUCUGUGACUUCGGCUUGUCCUGCAAGUUCGAACCAGGCGGUUUUUUGAGCGGCAGAAUGGGAUCCGUCUCGCACAUUGGACCGGAGGUUUUGAAAAGCCCAGACAAGUACACUCACGCUUGCGACUGCUGGAGUUGCGGCAUUAUAUUUUACCAUCUCAUCUGCGGUUUUCUUCCGUUCCACGAAGAGAAGGAAGUGCUGAACAACCGGCUCUCUUUCUCGGACAGGCAUUUCUGCCACCUGCGUGCAAUACAGUGA